Molecule: messenger RNA, 3216 nt
Organism: Calidris pugnax (ruff)
Lineage: Eukaryota; Metazoa; Chordata; Aves; Charadriiformes; Scolopacidae
Gene: CDK5RAP1
Product: CDK5 regulatory subunit associated protein 1
Exons: 12
Coding region: 677-2110 (477 amino acids)
Biological process (GO): negative regulation of cyclin-dependent protein serine/threonine kinase activity; tRNA modification
Cellular component (GO): mitochondrion; cytosol
Molecular function (GO): tRNA-2-methylthio-N(6)-dimethylallyladenosine(37) synthase activity; 4 iron, 4 sulfur cluster binding
Source: RefSeq, a predicted model, not a curated record
GGGUGCCGUGGGGUGGCGGGACCGGGGCUGAGCAGGCCCCGUGGGGGGCAAACCGUGCCCUGCGGCUGUGGCCUCGCAGCGGGGCCAAGGCCAGCGGUAAAGGGCCGGCGGGGUCGGUAGUGCCUCCUCGCAGCCGGAGUAGAGAGUCGCUGCGUGCGGGGGAAACGAGUAGUUUGGAUGGUUUGGGGGGCCCUAAAGGGGAUUUUGAUGUUAGAAGCUCGUUGGCCAUGUCCCCACUAGUGUGUCUCCCCCCGCUGUGAAGAUGCUUUGGGGGGGUGGAUUUCCUUGGGACCUCACCGCCUUCCAUGUGCUGGGCCACCAGCCAGAGCUUUCAGGCUGUGAUGCCCUGGGAAGGGGACCUUUCAUUGCACCAGGUGAUAUAUCUCAGUAAUGACACAGCUUUGGCUUCUCUACAAGCCCCGAGCCACACCUGUGGGGUCGGAGUGACGUGCUCUGAUGCACUCCGGUUUCCCAGAGCCCAUCUUCUGGUUUAUCCUCUGUGGGCUGCAAGUGAAGGUGGCUUUUGUGCCAUUUGCCUGAGCCUCCCCAGCGGUGGGACUGAAGGAUCCUUCCUAUGGAAAAAAGGUGAUGGAAGCAGGUGGUAGAGGAGAGCCGAGGCAGGCUGCUGCGUCACACCGCCUUUGUUGCAGUGUACCUGGAGACGUAUGGCUGCCAGAUGAACGUCAAUGACACGGAGAUCGCCUGGGCCAUCCUGCAGAAGAGUGGCUACAGGAGGACAAAGGAGCUGGAUGAGGCAGACGUGGUUCUCCUUGUCACCUGUUCCGUCAGGGAGAAGGCAGAGCAGGCUAUCUGGAAUCGCCUGCGGCACCUCAAGGCGCUGAAAGCCCGGCGGCAGCAGGCGCGCUUACCUCUCCGCAUCGGGAUUCUAGGAUGCAUGGCUGAGAGGCUUAAGGAGGAGAUUCUGCACAGGGAGAAGCUAGUCGAUAUUGUGGCAGGCCCUGAUGCAUAUCGUGACCUUCCCCGGCUGCUGGCCGUGGCAGAGUCUGGCCAGCAAGCUGCUAAUGUCCUGCUAUCCCUAGAUGAGACUUAUGCAGAUAUUCUGCCUGUCCAGACUAGCAUGGGUGGCACCACAGCGUUUGUAUCUAUCAUGCGGGGCUGUGACAACAUGUGUAGCUACUGCAUCGUGCCUUUCACCCGCGGCCGCGAAAGGAGCCGCCCCAUCGCCUCCAUCCUGCAGGAAGUGAGGAUGCUCUCAGAUCAGGGAGUGAAAGAAGUGACACUUUUGGGUCAGAACGUCAACAGCUUUCGAGACAUGUCCGAGGUGCAGUUUCAGUCGGCUGCUGCCCCGGUGCUCAGUCGUGGCUUUAGCACAGUCUACAAAGCUAAACCCGGAGGCUUGCGCUUCGCGCAUCUUCUAGACCAAGUUUCUAGAAUUGAUCCAGAAAUGAGGAUCCGUUUCACCUCCCCGCACCCCAAGGAUUUUCCCGAUGAGGUCCUGCAGCUUAUCCAGGAGCGGCACAACAUCUGCAAACAGCUUCACCUCCCAGCCCAGAGUGGGAGCACACGAGUCCUGGAGGCCAUGCGACGAGGAUACACAAGAGAAGCAUAUUUAGAGCUUGUACACCAUGUCCGUGAGUCCAUUCCAGGAGUGAGCUUAAGCAGCGAUUUCAUCGCUGGCUUCUGUGGAGAGACUGAAGAAGAUCACCAGCAGACCAUGUCCUUGCUGCGGGAAGUCCGCUACAACGUAGGAUUCCUGUUUGCCUACAGCAUGAGACAGAAAACCCGGGCGUAUCACCGGCUGCAGGACGAUGUGCCUGCCGACGUAAAGCAGAGGCGGCUGGAGGAGCUCAUUACUGUCUUCAGAGAGGAGGCUGCAAGGGCAAAUGAGGCCAUGGUGGGCCAGAAUCAGCUGGUGCUGGUGGAGGGGCCCAGCAAGCGCUCUCCCUCGGAGUUGUGUGGGAGGAAUGAUGGCAACAUCAAGGUGAUCUUCCCUGAUGCUGAGACAGAGGAUGCUGCGGGCUGCGAGGCUCCGGGCAGAGCCCAGCCAGGGGACUACGUGUUGGUGAAGGUAACCUCUGCCAGCUCUCAGACCUUGAAGGGAGCUCUGCUCUGCCGGACUACCCUCUCCCGCUCGGCGGCUCCUCGCUGAGGUGUCCCUGCUGCCAGUGGGCAAAGGCAGCCUGUUUUCUCUAGGAAGAAACAAGGAAACUUGGUCAGGUGGAGAUGGAGUAGAAACAGGGAGAUAUGUGUAUAUUUUUAUAUAUAAAUAUAUAUAAAUAAUAAUAUAUAUAUAUAUAUUUCUGUUUUGGCAACAACCUACCAUCCCCAGAUCUGUGCAAUUCUGUAGGCAAAAGGGAUGGAAGCUGGGUAUGGACUUGCCAAACAGUGUCAUCUUCUAUUUUCACUUGCUCUCAGGUUGGCCCACCUUUGCCAUGCCCACGGUCUGUCCUGUCCCCUGACUUUGGUCCCGUCCCCUGCUGCAGCCCAGCCUGAGAAAUACCUACCUGCAGAGCAGGUCGUUCCUACUGGCUCAGUUGAAUUUAGGAGCUGCAAAACCUGGUAGUGCCUAAAAAAUACAGCUCCAGGAACUGCUGGAGAAUGGAAGGAAUAAUGCCAAAGGGCACGAAGAACUCAGUGAACAGAAGAUUGUGAUGAAUUCUUUCCAAAUAUUGGUAACUUCUCUAUUUGCAAAAUGCUUGGAAAGGGCAGGGAAGAAGCCACACUGUACCCGUAUGGUGGAAUAUGGCACCUGACUGUGGAAUAUAAAAUUAUGUUAACGUGCAUGAGUGAUGGUGAAUCUGUUGUAUCUGUGGCUGAGGGAGUGCACCUUUACCCCUGCACUGGGGAUAUUUGGAUUUAGGUUAGAGAGGAAGGAUUUCCCUGUCUCCAGGCCUAAGGGAUGUGUGUAAGGACUGGCUGCCAGCUGAGGGUUAUCUCCAGCCCGUUAAAACUUUAGGUGCAGCUUUGUAAUCCAAACAUCUGUGGAUGUCCUUUGCUUUGCUCACAGGAGGAGAGAAAUGUCCAUGCCAAUUUAAAUGGCCAAUAACUUAUUUAAGUGCGUUGUACAGGUCCUUGUUUUUAUCAGCCCUCAGCUAACCCUGGCCACGCCGUGUCAUAUUCCAGGCUGAUCUGCUAAAUUCCAGCAAAUACCUGUAACCUGCACUUGUAAGUAAACUCUCUCUUAAGAGAUGUGAGAAAGAAUCAUCCCUUUUAAUACAGAUAAUCAUGUUAUUAAAAUAAAUCAUUGUAAAAGGC